This is a messenger RNA of Symsagittifera roscoffensis, 1252 nucleotides long. RefSeq lists its product as uncharacterized. The record is from RefSeq and is a predicted model, not a curated record. Lineage: Eukaryota; Metazoa; Xenacoelomorpha; Acoela; Convolutidae. The transcript has 3 exons. The coding region runs from base 3 to 659 and encodes 218 amino acids.
AAAUGGCGGCAAUUUCUAGGCAAAAAGCUGUAACUUUUUGUCAAAAUGUGCUAAAAAUGAAGGAGAAAACAAUCGGUAAAAUCAAACCCAGUGUGUUUUGCAACGAGUACGCUGAAAAAUUCACCAAGCGAGUUCCCUUCACCUCCGUUUUUGACAAUUACGUAUUGCGAUCUAAAGGACACAACUGGAACUCCCUCAAAAAUGACCCUUCACUUCUAAAAGCGCCAGGAGCAUCUUGGUUCAAUGGAAUGUUGGAAGGAAAAUUUGGAUCCUCUUGUCAAGUCGCAGCCACUUUCUCCAAACUCAUAUUGGAAUCUCUGGGUCUCAAAUCGAGAAUAAUCAUAUCGAGAGUACACUUAUUUCCAGUUACGAUCAUUCACUCUUUAGUUAUAACCGAAGAUGAAGAAGGAGACCUGUCAAUUAUCGAUUUGGGCAACAGACUGACACCCUUGCCCUUAUCGAUACCAUUAAAAAUGGCAGUAAAUGAGAAGUCGGAGGUAUUUGAAGCAGGCGAUACAUAUACCUAUAUGAUCAGAACAGGCGAGCAUAGCUACGAAAGAUGGAUUGGAUACGAACUAAAUUCUGAUGGAUCAAUCAAAGAUGCUGUCUUGUUCAAUGAUUUCACAUUGGAUGACACUUACGACUUCUAUGACAGUUAAGUUUAUAAAUAUUUCUGAAAAAUUUUUAUGAUUUCUUUGAAAAUUCGCUAUCCAUUUUUGGCCGACCGACCCUAAAAUUUUUCUAAUGGCGCCUUUGCAUAAAUAAUUUUGAAAGAGUGCGCGGCAGUUUUUUUUUGGUCAAAACCUUCCAACAUAUACUCAAGCAUAUGCACGGCUUUUUGGUCAUGUUUCUACAAAAAAUCUUCUGCGGCGCAGAAAAUUUUGUCAAAACAGGGUCUUCAUGAUAAUUUAAGAGAGCUUGGGAAAUCAAUUCGAUCGAUUUAAAAGUCAUCGAAACGUUCGAUUUUUUUUUUGAAAAUCCCCUUAAUCGAGAUAAUCCUUUAUCCGCCCUAGUCCCACCAUAUUAAUUACUCGACGUAUUAAUUACUUGAAGGUGAGGCUUCCCUUCUCGCUGCAAGAAGUCCACCGUCCAUUGAAGGACUUUGGCGGAAUUGUCUUCUCCUUGGCACGUUUCUCCAAAAAAAAUGUGGAUCCCGAUUUCCUGAAUCACUUUUAUAUCUCUUUUAUUUGUUUCGAAACCGGGUAAAUUGUUUCCAAUCUUUAUUAAUGAAACUUUAAUUAAUUUCCAGGCC